Pistacia vera is the source of this 1597-nucleotide messenger RNA. RefSeq lists its product as uncharacterized. The transcript is spliced from 8 exons. The record is from RefSeq and is a predicted model, not a curated record. Bases 140 to 1300 code for a protein of 386 amino acids. Lineage: Eukaryota; Viridiplantae; Streptophyta; Magnoliopsida; Sapindales; Anacardiaceae.
CAAAACACAAAGGUAAACCAGACCCAACCAGCUUUGGUUGGACCUCAAGAACCAAUGUAGCUACAAGCUCACGAUCAUAGAUUUGCAGUUGCAGACCAAAAACGAAACAUAAACAGCAAACAAAAACCCAUCAAAAAUCAUGCUCGCAUCUUCAACUAUUACUAUUAGUAGGGCUUUCACUCUCACCUUCAAAUUCUCCCUUUCAAUUCCAUCUCUUUUACAUUCCUCCACCAAAACCCACAUGGACUCUCCACCUAGAAGCCUUCUGGUGGGCUCUGCUUCUCGUUCACCGCCGCGAGAAGUACUUGUCCAAGACACCGGUGAUGGUUUCAUCACAUUGCAGGAAUGGCAGGGCUGGGGGACUGUGUCUCCGGUUCCAGUUAUGGUUAGCCAAAUUGUUCACGAUUUGAAGUCUUUGGAGAAAAAUAUCGAUGCCCAGAUGAGCUUUGCUGGCAAUGGUGGCAAGCUCCAGGGAGAUUUUAAGGUUCAAGAGGAUAAGAAACACAGAGCAACAUAUGAGGCUUUAGGUGAUUCUGAAAAGAAGCUUCAGUUUUUUGCAUCUCGACAAAUAGCAUGCCGUCUACUUGGAAGUAGGGGUUACCUUUGCCAGAAGUGCUGGCUUGCUAUGGAAGAUUGUAUGUGUUCAAAAGUCAAGCCUUGCAGUCUAUGGCAUGGUAUGCGGUUUUGGGUGUACAUGCAUCCGAAGGACUUUCUACGCCAGAACAAUACUGGAAAGUUGUUAUGGCAAUUAUUUGGAGUUCAAGCAGCAACUUUGUGCCUCUUUGGCAUUGCUGAAGACGAGGAAAUCAUGUGGAAUGCAUUUAAGUGUGCAGGAAAAAACAAGGUUUGGUGUCUUUAUCCCAACAAGAAUGCAGUGACAGAGUGUUGUAAUUCUCAUUUUGGUUUGACUGUACAGACUGCUGGAGAUAAAACUUUGAAUUUUGUUUUGAUUGAUGGUACAUGGAGCAACUCGGCAGCAAUGUUCAAUCGUUUAAAGGAGCAAGCCAAGUCAGUUUGGGGGGAGGAAAAAUUUCCAUGCAUAUCUCUAACCAUGGGUGCAUCUGCAAUGCAUAAACUUCGGCCUCAACCCUCCUGGGAUCGUACCUGUACUGCAGCAGCAGCCAUAGGCCUUCUCUCUGAGCUGCAACUCCUGCCUGAGUUCAGUUUGCAUGGGUUCGAUGAAAAAGCUGAUGCAGUGGAGGAUGCAUUGGUGGUUUUGUUAGAAGCGCUGACAAGUAGAAGGCUUCGAAUGGGCAGGUCAGUCACUCGUAAAGUAAGACAUAACAGGGACAUCUGUUAGCCAGCAAAGCUAAUACUACUCGGCAACACGAGUUAUCAGUUAUACUUAACUCCCCAAGUCGGAUAAAAAUAUGGAGUUUUAACCCCACAGUUUUUGGAAUUACACUAAUCCCUUCUGUAACACAUGUUAGACUAACAAUUUUUUCAAAGUGUUAAUCUCACCAGUUGAUGACUCACGAAUGGAUGUCAUCCUUUUUGUUGGAUCAAUUUUUUAUUGAUGAAAGGUCAAUGGUUGAGUCAUUCUUCGGUUUAAGUUGUGGGUGGGUGGCAUUCACAAAUCCAUUUGUCAUUCUAAUCC